AUGUACCGUGAAUCUCUGCUGGGGGUGGCCUUAUCCGCCACACUGGAGGAGAUCUCCGAGAAGCAUCCCCUCACGCGGGAUCAAAUGGAUCACCUUUGGCGCAUCUUUGACGAGACGAUGGACAGCUGCCUGUCGGAGGUCCCGUUGAUGUCUCGGAUUAAUGUCAAAGUUCCCGCCCUGAUGGGGCCGACGGGAGGGAAGGCCUCGUCAGGCCUUCCUGCGGCCCUCGUUUCGGCGGAACCGGGCCCUGAGGAGACCCCCUCCCCUUCCCCACUCGCGGACCGCGAAUCCGCCUGGCAAAUAGAGGAAGACGACGCGACCGUCUUUCCGGUUUACCGAAUGGUCGAUGGGUUGUGGACAAUUUUGCUCAAGGACCCAAUCGUUCAGGUGCGAGAUGAAUUUGGCACCGAGGCGGAGGUCAGGCUUGAUUAUCUAAAGGUGUAUUUAAAGGACCCUAGUCAGAGAAAACUGCGACGGAGGCGCGUGUAA
Phytomonas sp. Hart1 is the source of this 489-nucleotide messenger RNA. NCBI's taxonomy places the organism in Eukaryota, Euglenozoa, Kinetoplastea, Trypanosomatida, Trypanosomatidae. The record is from the annotation of a GenBank genome assembly.